Molecule: messenger RNA, 816 nt
Organism: Emiliania huxleyi CCMP1516
Lineage: Eukaryota; Haptophyta; Isochrysidales; Noelaerhabdaceae
Exons: 1
Coding region: 1-816 (271 amino acids)
Cellular component (GO): cytosol
Molecular function (GO): NAD(P)H dehydrogenase (quinone) activity
Source: RefSeq, a predicted model, not a curated record
AUGCCAUCCUCUCUCCUCUGGAACCCCGCGAGUCGCUGGCUCGCCACCAAGCUCAACGGCAUCACCUCGCACGUCCCGCCUCCGCCGCCCGAGGACGGCUCGCCGAAGCGAAAGAUGCUGCUCGUGCACGCUCACCCGCUCGCCUCGUCGUACUCGUCGGCGCUCGCGGCGGCGGUGGAGGAGGGAGCCAGGGCGGGUGGCCACGAGCUGCGCAGGAUCUCGCUCUACGACCAGAACUAUGGCGUCAAGCUGACGGCGAGCGAGCGCGCCGCCUACUUUGAGACGACGCGUCCCGAGCGGCUAGCGAGCGACGUGCGGCGCGCCCUGACGGACCUCUCGUGGUGCGACUCGGUCGUCUUUGUGUACCCGACAUGGUGGUUCAACGUGCCCGCUGCCCUCAAGGGCUUCUUCGAUCGCACCUUCCAGCCAGGCAGCAGCACGGCAGGUGCAAUCGGCGCGUGGGAGUUCCCUCCGACCGGCUGCGACGCGGCGGGCGAGGGCGCGAGCAGCACCGGGCUCAGGCCGCUACUGACCAACGUGAAGCGCGUCGCCGCCGUCUCCACGUACGGAGCGCCGCAGCACAUCGCCUUCCUGGCGGGCGACAACGGCCGCAACUGCAUCGCCACCGCCAUCCGGCACGGGGCCUUUGCGCCUGACUGCACCUGCCUCUGGCUCGGGCUCUACGCGAUCGACUCGACCAGCGGGCAGGCGAGAGCGCCGACCCUCCCCUCGCCCAGCACUCUCUGUCGACCUCGGCACGGUCUCUCGGCCGGUCCGGGUGGUAAAUCUCAGAUGAUCUGCCGCCAUCUCGGGUGA